This is a messenger RNA of Mytilus californianus (California mussel), 644 nucleotides long. RefSeq lists its product as uncharacterized. Lineage: Eukaryota; Metazoa; Mollusca; Bivalvia; Mytilida; Mytilidae. The transcript is spliced from 5 exons. The record is from RefSeq and is a predicted model, not a curated record. The coding region runs from base 57 to 554 and encodes 165 amino acids.
GGUACAAAAGAAAACACAUUUACAAAUGUAAAUUGGCGCAGUUUGUUCUCUUUGUAAUGUAUUUAAAUUGCAGUAAUAACAAAGGAUUCAUUUUACUUGUUUUUGGUAUCUUUCUACCAUGUGUGACAAAUGGUAGUAAGUUUACAAGGAGGACUGCUAGUUUUGGGCAUUUUUGUGUAGAUGGUUAUGCUCCUGAUGAACUUUUUCCUUAUCCACAGCCAUUUACCUGUAAACCUGGGCCAGGUAGAAAUGUAAAAUGCCAAAAUAUUCGAUUUAGCCUUAAAGGACCCUUUCAGUGUCCAGGGUAUGGUUAUGCAAGUGGAUGGGAAUACAAAGAGGGGUUCAAGAUCAUUCGCUGUUGUGAGGACCCAGACAUCGAGUACUAUGAUAAGGACUGUACAGAACAUUUGAAUACUGUUGCUAUAGAUGGUGGGAGUUACAGAGUAUUCAAAGGGAAAGUAAUGACUGGUUUCACAACCUUUGAUAACGGGAAAACUUGGUACAACAAUGAAUGUUCAUAUCAUGCAUGUAGAAGAUAUACGAGAAAACACUGAUGUAUCAAGCUGAUGUAUAAAGAGAAAGUAAUGCAAUGUUCAAAGUCAACUUAUGUGUUGAUUUACAACACUGACUCCAUCAAUAAAAGA